Messenger RNA from Glarea lozoyensis ATCC 20868, 2529 nucleotides. RefSeq names its product Magnesium transport protein CorA, transmembrane region. The record is from RefSeq and is a predicted model, not a curated record. Gene Ontology annotation, biological process: regulation of transcription by RNA polymerase II; transmembrane transport; metal ion transport. Gene Ontology annotation, molecular function: DNA-binding transcription activator activity, RNA polymerase II-specific; metal ion transmembrane transporter activity; RNA polymerase II transcription regulatory region sequence-specific DNA binding. The transcript has 5 exons. Lineage: Eukaryota; Fungi; Ascomycota; Leotiomycetes; Helotiales; Helotiaceae. Gene Ontology annotation, cellular component: nucleus; membrane. The coding region runs from base 1 to 2529 and encodes 842 amino acids.
AUGCUUCCUCCCAAUCACUUGUUGGUGGAGCCUAGUCUGAUCCCACAAGCAAGCAAACAAGGUUCAUGGGAAGCCUCCACAAGCCACCAAUCUGAGGAUUCUUCGAAGCUAGACAAGGUCAUACCUCUAAACCCCAAUGCUCUUCCUCAGACAUUGGAACCGGAUGACAAAGAUAUUGGGGGCAUUUAUGACCAACGCAUCAAACGCGAAAAUUGGGCAAUUGAUAUAUCUGAAAGACCUUACUUGAGGUACCUCAAAUCUCUUAGCAAAGGGUGGCCUCACAUAACAUGGUUAGCGGAUUUUAUGGAAGUUUCAACUACACCCAUAAAAUGGAAAGUACUUGGCGAUAAGGAUAUCGAAGAACGGGCGAGGAAGGUGAAAGUCGCUGUCAUUGAGUACGGGAACUCGUAUGUCAAGCCAACUGAAUCUCAUAUUGAUAACACCGAAGACCUCCAGACCUUUCUCGAGAGCACAGCUGAGCCAUCUUAUGCACGGCUUUUCGUUGUCGAGGACCUAUCACGAGAUGUUAUCGAAGCUCUGGGUGCAAAGUAUGAUGUUGAUCCUCAAUAUUUCAGAAGUCAUAUUGAGGACUAUCUGUGGAACCAGGAGACGGACGCUUUCACCGACUUGAACGGUCUCCCACACCAAGCCAAGACACGUAAUUACUUCAAUCUGAGGUACAUGAGAGCAAGAUACUUUGAGUCUGAAAUCGUUAUCCGAGAGGGAAAGAGCGAACUGGGGCACUGGAAUGUUCUCAGAAGUCUAGAGGAAGACCUGAGCUGGAAAGUGCGCGCAAUUCGAAAACCGAAAGGCCCCACGGUGGGUUUGGUACGGAGCAAGACUGCACUUUGGAUCCGUAAGAACAAAGAGGAAGAUCAUGGAAUACUUGGCAUUCUUGUGGUUGAUCCAACCCUUGAAGCAGGAUAUCCCCUAUGGGAGGGUCCAAGAAAUUUACUGCCUUGCCCAAGCAUCCACGAUACAGUAAUUGACCAAUAUGGCCCUCACGGAACCCUUUUUGAGGACGUCUGUUAUUACGCUUGCAACAUGUCCAGCGAAGAGAUGAAAGCAAUUGAGAAAGAUAACCGAGUUUUGGGCUUGCCGAUCAUUAGUCUUGUGACUGCUGACUGGAUGCGAGUGAUUGAUUAUAUCAUUACUGGUCUCACUAGAAUUGAGUAUCGACUCGAGCACCCGUUAUACCGCCCGGAUACGAACCUGCCAGCUUUGCUAGAUCGUCUUCAUCCCCUACGUCGGCUUCUUCCCACAUAUCGAACCAUGAUUUCCGAGACUCUUAAUGCAAUUCUCGAUAUCGAGCAAGAACAGAACUCAAAUCAAAGCUCGAUAUACAUUCAACGUCUUAACUCAGAUUUCAAAAGCCUCCUCGCUAGAGUCGAAGAACUACAAACCCGCACCCCAAACAUCAUGAGCCUUGUCACAACCAUCAUCGGCGUGGAACAAAACCAAAUCAGCAUGGAAGAAAACCAACAAGCACGUGAAACUAACGAGAAUCUUGCUCGUGUCACCUACGUAGCGGUCAUAUUCGCGCCCAUGGCUUUCAUCUCUAGUUUCUUCAGCAUGGAAGCGGAUCUGAGAAAUUUGAAAGAAACGUUUUGGAUAUAUCUUGUUGUUUCAAUACCUGUUACGCUAGCAUGUCUCUUUGUUGCAGACGGAAGGAAUCUAAUUGCAAAAUCCCACGUUCCUCUUCCGCCGAGCUGGCGAAGUCUCCUUCGACUGAAAGGUAAUUCAGGGAACGGAAUUGAUCAGACUCCGCCGCGGCCGUCAGACAAUCCGCAAUUCUAUUCUGGCAACCUCACCAGCAACGCCCACGACCACCAGCAUAGUCAUUCGCUCAGUCAAACACAAUACGAACUCUCGGACUUUGCAAAUCAAACUACGUGUUCUGCAUUCGUGGAAUCACUUCUUGUACACGCACCGGACAAUCUCUCUACCGUGGACCCUGAUAACUAUCUUGGUUCAGACACCUGGCACGGGAAUCUUAGCAUCGAACCCAGUGACUCAUGGUUGCUGGAUGAUGUUAACCUCCUCCCCUCGAACGACUUCCAAACCGACCCCCUCUUCACCACGGCGCCAUUUGAUCUAUCAAUCCCUUCACUAUCAAUGCCAUCCAUGACAUUUGUGAACCCUGUUUAUCAAAGUCAAACAGAAACACCACAACUAUCUGACUCUCCAGAGUCGAAUCUAUCACAAGAAUUCUCACAAUCUCCCAAUGACAUGAUCCUGUUUCCCGAUACAGCAAUCACCAAAAGCCCACACGUACCGUCAUCCACAACGGCUUCAAAGUCUCCUUCCAGAUCACCAAACUCUACCUCCAACAACCCUUCCAAAGUUCACAAACGCACCCUCAACACUCUGGCAGCUCGUCGCUACCGGCAGAAGAGAGUGGAUCAAGUGAGCAGCUUAGAAUCAGCUCUCAAGGACACUGAAGCCGAGAGAGAUGAAUUGAAGAUUCGAGUCGCGAGAUUGGAGGGUGAAGUUCAGGUCUUGCGUGGGUUAAUGGGAUCCAAGUCCUAG